This is a messenger RNA of Momordica charantia (bitter melon), 2336 nucleotides long. The record is from RefSeq and is a predicted model, not a curated record. Lineage: Eukaryota; Viridiplantae; Streptophyta; Magnoliopsida; Cucurbitales; Cucurbitaceae.
UCUCAUUUUAUUUUUCUYACUCUCUUGAGUCUCUUCCCAGUUCUCAUCCCACCCUUUCAAAUCCUCUCUUGGUUGCUCACAGCUUCUGCCCUCUUAAUAACCCUCCAUCUUCUCUUCGUAAACUCUAAUUAUAAGCAUCAAAAUGGGGGAAACGAACGUGAGAUUGAAGCUUGUGAUAGAGUCGCACACARAAAGAGUUGUUUAUUGCGAAGCAGGGAAGAGCUUCGYCGACUUUCUUUUCGACCUACUUUCCCUCCCACUUGGGGCUGUAAUUAGGCUGUUGAAAACGGAAGCCAUGGUGGGAUGCUUGGGAAAUCUCUACCACAGCAUAGAAACCUUUAACCAAACAUAUAUACACUCAAACGAGGCCAAAAACGCAGUCUUGAAACCAAAACUCUCGUUCAACUCCUCCACUAUGCCCACGCUUUUGCCUUCAUAUGCCGAGACUCCGCAAACCCAAACCCAAACCCAAAUCCAAAUCCCCUCACGUGGCCCAUUUUAUUUUGGUUCUGAUGAAGAAUUUACUAUUCGAAGUCCAAGGUCAAGUAGACAGUCAUUUACUUUUGCAGGAAAUGAUUCAACUGGAUCAAAGUGGAUAUUCAAAACUAAACUAAAGGAGGAUGGAACAAUUGAACGUUACAAGGCAAGAUUGGUCGCUCAAGGAUACUCUCAGAUAGAAGGAGUGGACUACGAAGAAACUUUUAGUCCUGUAAUCAAGCCAACAACAAUUCGGCUCAUCCUUGCACUGGCAGUGACCUUCAACUGGCCCUUGCGACAACUAGAUGUCAAAAAUGCAUUUCUCCAUGGCUUUCUCAAGGAAGAAGUCUACAUGUCUCAACCACCUGGAAUUCAAGAUCUAGAAAAACCACACUUCGUAUGCAAGCUCAACUGAUCCUUAUAUGGUCUGCAACAGGCACCUAGGGCCUGGUUUGAGAGAUUAUCUCAAUUCCUCCUUCACAUUGGCUUUAUCUGCUCGCACUCUGAUCCCUCUCUUUUUAUAUAUAGAGAUGACAAUGUACUCACUCCCAUGCUUGUGUAUGUGGAUGAUAUAAUUAUGACAGGGUCAAGCUCAAAACCUAUUGAAGAACUCAUGUCACAGUUAGGAUCCGAAUUUUCUCUAAAGGACCUUGGCCCCUUACACUAUUUCCUUGGCAUAGAGGUACACCAAACUAACACUGGUCUCAUGCUAUCACAAGGAAAAUAUGCCAAGGAAAUACUAAAUAAAGCAAGAAUGCUUGAAGCCUCACAACUUAGCACACCCAUGUCAACCUCCACUUCAAGCUCCUCAAACGACAAUGAGAUAAUUGAUGCAACUCAAUACAGAAGUUUAGUGGGAUCUUUGCAAUACCUAACACUCACAAGACCAGACAUCACAUUUGCUGUUAACAAAGCCUGUCAACAUCUACAUGAUCCCAAACAAAAGGACCUAAAUAUGGUCAAGCAUAUCCUAAGAUACCUAAAAGGCACUCUAAGGUAUGGAAUAUCUUUUUACAAAAAUAGUUCACUAAAUCUCUAUGCUUUCUGUGAUGCAGAUUGGGGAGGCUGUCCUGACACAAGAAGAAGCACCUCAGGAUGUUGCAUUUUCUUAGGCUCAAAUUGCAUCUUUUGGAGCUCCAAGAAACAAACUACAGUAGCUAGAUCAAGUUCUGAAGCCGAAUAUCGUGCCAUGGCAACUAUAGCAGCUGACUUGACUUGGAUCACAUUCAUACUAAAAGAUAUUGGAGUCAAGCUAUCCAAACCACCUCAAUUGAUGUGUGACAACAUGAGUGYUCUACAUAUGRCCAAAAAUCCAGUGUUUCAUGCUAGAACAAAGCACAUAGAGAUGGAUUACCAUUUUGUUYGAGAAAAGGUGUGCCUUGGACUCCUAACAACUAGUUUUGUUCCAUCCAAAGACCAACUAGCGGAUAUAUUUACUAAACCUCUACAAAAAGCAACAUUUAAAAACUUGAGAACCAAGCUGGGCGUCCGUGAAACUCCCUUCAGCUUGAGGAAGAAUGUCAAAACCAUUAUAGCAGCAGCCAUUGAUGGAGACAACACAACAUCAGUUAGCUAAAAUUGCUCCAUGAUUCUUUGCUAAAUUCAUGCCUGAUCUCUCUUAAUUUGCCACUGACUUUUCUAACAUACCCAUCUUCCCUAUAAGAAAAUAAUCCAUAAGGAAAUAUGUACCCUGGUCAAAUUCUCAUGACCAUUAAAUACUUUCCUAGUUUAUCCUUCAUUUGUAACCGUUGGAGAUAUGUUCCUUCACUGAUUUAUUUUUUUCUUUUGUACUGUCCAUUCUUCUUUUGUGCAAACUACAUAAUAGCUAGGUUGCAUAAGAAAUAUAUAUUUUUUUUCUC